Molecule: messenger RNA, 324 nt
Organism: Dibothriocephalus latus
Lineage: Eukaryota; Metazoa; Platyhelminthes; Cestoda; Diphyllobothriidea; Diphyllobothriidae
Source: the annotation of a GenBank genome assembly
AUGCACUUCGUAUCUACCCUUGCCCUUCAAACCGGUCUCGAUCGUCGUAUUAUCUACAUUGCGCGUUUUGUGGUCCAAGUCGCCAAGUGGUGCUGCCGCUUUAAUGGUAGCGAUGGAACUAUUGUUGAUGUUGCAAGCACGCCAUUGGCUAAAAUCAGUCGUUGUAUGCGAAAACUCUCAGGUGGCUUGCACGCUCUGCUCAGCCUCCUACGUUGGGAGCACGCAGUGUGGCAGGAGCAUCUGGGACAGGGUGAGCGACUGCCCUCGGCUUCGCAGGUUCACUCUACCACUCCACCGAGCGCUGGCAACCAUCACCACCACAAC